Molecule: messenger RNA, 2644 nt
Organism: Alosa sapidissima (American shad)
Lineage: Eukaryota; Metazoa; Chordata; Actinopteri; Clupeiformes; Clupeidae
Gene: gpr45
Product: G protein-coupled receptor 45
Exons: 3
Coding region: 691-1890 (399 amino acids)
Biological process (GO): G protein-coupled receptor signaling pathway
Cellular component (GO): membrane
Molecular function (GO): G protein-coupled receptor activity
Source: RefSeq, a predicted model, not a curated record
GUCACUUUAGGUCACGUGUUGAUCCGCACAGUGUCUGGCAGCUGGGGUUUGUGGUCUAGGGACGUGAUUGUGGAUUUUAAUCAACACUUUGAUUAAAUCGUGACAUGCCGUUAUUAAGCUCAGGCAGUGGGCUACAGGGAGGAUCUGGAAAUGCUGGUAUCAGUGCAGCUCUGAGAUUUGAAAAGGGUCUUCAAUGCUUGAUUAUCUUGGAAGGAACUCUGGGCACAUCUACGAUCUUGUGUUCUUUUGCUGGGGAGAAUUAGACCACAGUAUUCCCUCUUCCCCCCCCCCCCCCCCCCCGGUGCAGCACAACCAUGUGUAACCAUGGCAACUGCAGCAUCCUGCAAGUGAUGACGUCAUUGCCACCAAACGUGUGAUGAGGGCCAUUUUGGAUUUCUCAACACUUCUCGCCUCGACUUGAGCAGAUGCCCAAAGAAUCACUCACCAGGUCCAUGCGUGUGUUCUCUCUGUUCCUGAUUGAUUCAUUCAAAUCUAGUUGAGGAGGAGUGACUGACAACCAGAGCCUUGCAAAAACACACACACACACACACACACACACACACACACACACACACACAAACACAAACACAGACAUACACACACACACACACACACACACACACAGACGUACAAGAAAGAAUGAAACAUGCGUCUUUGCACCUGGAUUGACAUCACCCUGUAACCGUUCCCAUGGCGGUGUGCAACAUGAGCACGCUGGAGGGCUGUGCCCUGCUCGAGCCGCUGGAGAUGGAGCUGCCGGACGCGGCGGCAGUGCCGGACGAGGACGAUGAGGCGGCUGGCCUGAUGCCCAUCUCCCUGCGGGUCACACUGGCGGCCAUCAUGAUCUUCAUGAUCACCAUCGGCUUCCUGGGCAACGCCAUCGUCUGCCUGAUUGUCUACCAGAAGCCCGCCAUGCGCUCGGCCAUCAACCUGCUGCUGGCCACACUGGCCUUCUCGGACAUCAUGCUCUCGCUGCUCUGCAUGCCCUUCACUGCCGUCACCGUGGCGACCACCGACUGGCGCUUCGGCGGUGGCUUCUGCCGCACGUCCGUCAUGCUCUACUGGCUGUUCGUACUGGAGGGGGUGUCCAUCCUGCUCAUCAUCAGCGUGGACCGAUUCCUCAUCAUCGUCCAGCGGCAGGACAAGCUGACGCCGCACCGCGCCAAGGUGCUCAUUGCCGCCUCCUGGGCGCUGUCGCUGUGCGUGGCACUGCCCUCGGUGGCGGGUUGGCGGGCCGGCCGAGUGCCGGAGGAGGUGGAGGUGGCGCGCGCACCCCAGUGCAUUCUGGGCUACAGUGAGUCGCUGGCCGACCGUGGCUACACGGUGCUGCUGGCCGUGGCUGUCUUCUUCGUGCCGUUCGGCGUCAUGCUCUACUCGUACCUGUGCAUCCUCAACACGGUGCGCCGCAACGCCACGCGCAUCCACAACCACGCCAGCGGCAGCGACGGUGGUGGCACCACUGGGCCAGGGCCCGGUCUGACCCACUCCACCAGCAAGCUGGGGCUCACGGGCCUGCAGCGUCCACCUCAGCUCAGCGUCGACAUGAGCUUCAAGACGCGUGCCUUCACCACCAUCCUCAUCCUCUUCAUCGGCUUCUCAGUGUGCUGGCUUCCACACACGGUGGUCAGCCUGCUGGCCGUCUUCAGCCGCCGCUUCUACGUCAGCGCCGCCUUCUACCCGGUGAGCGUGGGCGCGCUCUGGCUCAGCUACCUGAAGGCCGUCUUCAACCCCGUCAUCUACUGCUGGAGGAUCCGCAAGUUCCGCGAGGCCUGCCUGGAGUUCAUGCCCAAGACAUGCCGCUUCUGUCCCAAGGUGCCCGGGCGGAGCCGGCGGAGGAUACGGCCAAGCAACAUCUACAUCUGCAGCAGCGAGAGCCAGUCAGCUGUAUGAGGACCAACACACAGUUUCCUGCUCCUAUAUACAAAAGAAAAAAGGAAGGGCUAUAAUAUCUGAGUAUUUAUUGUGCUUGUUACAAUGGUGGUAAGGUUUAGGACACCUGAUGUCAGAGUGAGGACCGUGUUGCUAUGUGAUGGUAUGAUGUCAUGUUUUUACAGCAUUUUAAUUUUUCUUUAAUAGCUGAGUCCUUUGAUCAUGAGGCUCAUCUUUGCUGGAGAGAUAUUCUCUGUUAAAUUGUCAUGCCAUAAUAUUAUGCCAUACUUGUUUGACGGGUGGUCAAGCUUUGAGAGACAUGUUUUUCUUACGGUGUCAUUCCUCUGUGUGGUUUUUCUCAGGCCAUACAUGUGCAGCCAGUGGUGUUUGUAAAUGGACAUUUGAACAGAUUUUUGCUUUACUUCAACUGAAAUAACAGCAAACAAACCACAGAGGUUAAAAAAGCAUGUUCCUUUCACCCACUCCUUUAUCUUCAGUCCAGUUGAGGUAUGAGCCACCCUCUGUAUCUAUGAAACUCCUGUCAUUUUGAGUUCUUAUUUCUACAUGAUGAUGAAAUGAUCAAUGUUCUUUAACAAAGAAUUAAUACAAUAAUAUGUAUCUAUGUAUCAUGUUUUUGACAACCAAGGGAAACACAAACAAGGUUUAUAAUGCAGAAUCUUAAUAUCACACUGAAGGGUACAACCCCGAAUCAAAAAAGUUGGGACGUUGUGUAAAAUGCAAAUAAAAACAGAAUGUGAUAAUCUGCAAAUCUAUA